Humulus lupulus (European hop) is the source of this 2330-nucleotide messenger RNA. RefSeq names its product plastidial pyruvate kinase 2. Gene Ontology annotation, biological process: glycolytic process. Bases 229 to 1962 code for a protein of 577 amino acids. Gene Ontology annotation, cellular component: chloroplast stroma; cytoplasm. Gene Ontology annotation, molecular function: magnesium ion binding; potassium ion binding; pyruvate kinase activity. The record is from RefSeq and is a predicted model, not a curated record. The transcript is spliced from 12 exons. NCBI's taxonomy places the organism in Eukaryota, Viridiplantae, Streptophyta, Magnoliopsida, Rosales, Cannabaceae.
CCAAAGCCCUCCUUAAAACCUCCGCCCAAAAAAGAGAGUAGUAGCAAGUACGGCGAUUUGUUCAACCUCAAAAAGAUACCGAAACUUACAUCACCUGCAACGCCUCUCAUUUCUAUAACUACUCAUUACUAGCUUCAUUACUCUUCUAUUCACUCCAAAUCUCACCCACAUUACUCUCCCUCUCUCUCUCUCUACAAGCCGAAGGUUUAUUGCUUCUCUCUCUUGAUAAUGGCUCAGGUGGUGGCCACGCGGUCGAUUCAGAGCGCCUUUGCAUGCCCUAGCUCCGGAUCGGGACAAGACCUGAUUGAGAAGCUAAAGCCUUCGAGCCUCGCCUCCAAACUGUUCUUCAAUGUUCAGAAGAAGAGGUGCAAUAAUGUCGUUUAUUGUAAGAGAUCUCAAAUCAGUGCCAAGAGAUCUGCACAAGCUGAAGUUGUUCCCGUUUCUCCUGAGGAUGUGCCCAAGGUAGAGGAGCGAAUUGAAAAAUUGCAUGAGUUACAACAUCUUGGUGAUACAUCAGUGGCUGUGUGGUCUAAGCCAACAGUCAGACGCAAGACUAAGAUUGUUUGCACAAUUGGACCUUCAACGAACACGAAGGAGAUGAUUUGGAAGCUGGCUGAGUCGGGAAUGAACGUUGCUAGAAUGAAUAUGUCACAUGGAGAUCAUGCUUCUCAUAAGAAAGUUAUUGAUUUGGUUAAGGAAUAUAAUGCGCAAAACAAGGACAAUGUCAUUGCAAUCAUGCUUGAUACAAAGGGCCCAGAGGUUAGGAGUGGGGAUUUGCCACAACCUAUUAACUUAGAACCUGGGCAAGAAUUUACUUUCACAAUUCAGAGAGGAGUUGGAACAGCGGAUUGUGUUAGCGUGAAUUAUGAUGAUUUCGUUAACGAUGUAGCAGUGGGCGACAUGCUUCUAGUUGAUGGCGGGAUGAUGUCCUUUUUGGUGACGUCCAAAACAAAAGAUUCAGUAAAAUGUGAGGUUGUUGAUGGAGGAGAACUUAAGUCUAGGCGACAUUUGAAUGUUAGAGGGAAAAGUGCAACAUUGCCUUCCAUCACAGAAAAGGACUGGGAAGAUAUCAAAUUUGGAGUCGACAACCAAGUUGACUUUUAUGCUGUCUCCUUUGUUAAAUCUGAAGAAGUUGUUCAUGAAUUGAAGAAUUAUUUGAAAAGCUGCAAUGCAGAUAUACACGUUAUUGUAAAAAUUGAAAGUGCAGACUCCAUCCCAAAUUUGCAUUCUAUCAUUACCGCAUCUGAUGGGGCAAUGGUUGCUAGAGGAGAUUUGGGUGCAGAGCUUCCUAUUGAGGAGGUUCCUCUUUUGCAGGAAGAGAUAAUCAGGAUCUGCCGUAGCAUGGGGAAAGCUGUCAUUGUCGCAACAAAUAUGCUUGAAAGCAUGAUUGUUCACCCUACCCCAACCAGGGCAGAGGUGUCAGACAUUGCGAUUGCUGUUCGAGAGGGUGCUGAUGCAGUCAUGCUUUCUGGGGAAACUGCUCAUGGAAAGUUCCCGCUGAAAGCUGCAAAAGUUAUGCACACAGUUGCAUUGCGGACUGAAGCAACCAUACCAGGUGGUACAAUGCCAGCUAAUCUUGGUCAAGCUUUCAAGAACCAUAUGAGCGAGAUGUUUGCCUACCAUGCAACUAUGAUGUCUAACACUCUCGGCACCUCAAUUGUUGUCUUUACAAGAAGUGGUUUCAUGGCUAUUCUAUUGAGCCAUUAUAGACCUACUGGCACCAUAUUUGCCUUUACAAAUGAUAAGAGAAUACAAGAGAGACUGGCUUUGUACCAGGGUGUGUGUCCGAUACACUUGGAGUUCUCGGAUGAUGCUGAAGAGACAUUUGGAAAGGCAUUGUCCUUGCUGCGGGACCAAGGAAUGGUUAGGGAAGGAGAAGAGGUGGCACUUGUUCAAAGUGGCAGACAACCCAUCUGGCGGUUUCAAUCUACUCACAACAUUCAGGUGAGGAAAGUCUUGUAAUCUCUGCUGAUGGUGGGAGAAUCGACGCAAGUUGAAAGUGUCUAAAGUUAGAGAACUCUGUUAUUUCUAGUACGAGUGGUUUUGAGUAUUGGCUUGCUUGUCUGUUCGUUUACUUGAAAGAUUCCAUCUGCUCUAAGUGCCCCUUAUCCUUGCUCCACUCCAUUAGUCUUCCUCUUUGUUUUUUAUUUAAAAAUAUUGUAUGUUUAUUUCAAGUUAAGAAUAUAGCACGGUUGGUGCUGUUUUUGUUUAUUAUUGUUUGGCAUUUUGAAUCAAAACAAUUCUAGUUGAGUGUUGUUUAGUAUAUCCUUUGUCGAAUAUACUAUUUAUUUGCCUCGUCUUACAAGAAUGAGAUUGUAAGCCCGUGAUAA